GCAACAUCGCCUCAUUCGUCUCUACAAUGUUCAGCACUCAACAUGUCGUGAAUUAGUACGUAAUUGCAAUCAGCUUAAAAAAUUGAAAAAAGAAAAACAGUUCAUUUGCUCGGAGUUAGGUGCUCCAGUGGAUGAACAUCUCCCAAACUCCUGUUUGUUUAUUUAUUUGACAAUUUGCAACUGAAAAUGUCUGGUGGCGUGUUACUAAGCAAGGAUCUACCUGACAUUGAAAAUUUGCUACGUCUCAAUCCCAAAGUGAAACAUUACACGAAUUUAAUACCUUCGGUGGAGACUAAGCGGAAUAAACAUCACUGGAAACGCAAUAUCGAAGAAAAAUGUAAUACGUGCACCCUGACGAACAACUUCGAGGACAUAAAACACACGACCUUGAGUGAACGAGGUGCCCUGAAGGAAUCGGCGCGAUGUUUGAAAUGUGCGGACGCGCCGUGCCAGAAGGGCUGUCCAACUCAAAUCGACAUAAAAUCCUUCAUAACAUCGAUAUCAAACAAGAACUACUAUGGAGCAGCUCGAGAGAUUCUAUCGGACAAUCCCCUGGGCUUGACUUGCGGCAUGGUGUGUCCAACAAGCGAUUUGUGCGUCGGUGGUUGCAACCUGGCAGCGACGGAGGAGGGGCCGAUCAACAUCGGGGGUCUGCAGCACUUCGCCGUCGACAUCUUCAAGAAGAUGAGGAUCAAGCAGACGAGAAUACCAGGACAGUCAGUGAAGCACGCCACCACGAGGAUCGCCCUGAUGGGGUGCGGUCCGGCGUCUCUGUCCUGCGCGACCUUCCUGGGACGGCUCGGUUAUAAGAGCAUAAAGAUCUACGAGAGGGAGAGCUUUCCAGGUGGUCUAAGUUCCUCAGAGAUUCCGCAGUACCGUCUACCCUACGACGCCGUCAACUUCGAGAUUGACCUAGUGAAGGACCUGGGGGUGGAGAUCGAGUACGGAAGGUCCCUCUCGACGUGUGAUCUUACCGUCGACACGCUCAGGGCCUCUUACGACAUCGUCUUCCUGGGGAUUGGACUGCCGCAGGCCAAAGUCAUUCCCAUCUUCUCCGGUCUCACCGAGGCAUCCGGUUUCUUCACCUCUAAGGGCUUUCUCCCUCGUGUCUCCAAGGGCAGCAAGCCAGGAAUGUGCGCCUGCAAGUGUUCUCUGCCUUCACUUCAUGGUAAUGUCAUCGUACUGGGAGCCGGGGACACCGCCUUCGACUGCGCCACGUCGGCCCUUCGCUGCGGCGCAAAACGUGUAUUCGUCGUCUUCAGGAAGGGCUUCACGAAUGUCCGAGCGGUUCCAGAGGAGAUGGAUCUCGCACGCGAGGAGAAAUGUGAGUUCAUACCCUUCCAGUCCCCGCAGCAGGUGAUUCUGCAUCCGAUGACGGGAAAAAUCGUCGCCGUGGAGUUCGCCAGGACGGAACAGACGGAGUCCGGCGAGUGGAUCGAAGAUCUCGAUCAAGUGACAAGACUCAAGGCGGAUUUCGUUAUCUCUGCGUUCGGUUCUGGGCUUUCAGACGAGGAAGUCAUCUCCGCGAUGGCCCCGUUAAGGCUGAAUAAGUGGGGCCUCCCGGAGGUCAAUGUCAUCACUAUGGAGACCUCUGAGCCCGGGGUAUUCUGCGGUGGAGACCUCGCUGGAAUCGCACAAACAACUGUGGAAUCUGUGAAUGACGGAAAAGUCGCUGCCUGGAGCAUUCACAGGUACAUCCAGGAGUCUCACAACGAGAGCGUCCCCGAGACACCUUCCCUUCCAAAAUUCCACACGGAGAUUGAUGAUGUCGAUCUUAGCGUCCAAGUCGGCGGUUUACGCUUUGAAAAUCCCUUCGGCCUGGCGUCAGCACCACCUGCCACCACCAGCGCCAUGAUCCGACGGGCCUUCGACGCCGGCUGGGGCUUCGUCGUCACGAAAACCUUCAGCCUCGACAAGGACCUGGUGACCAACAUCUCCCCUAGAAUCGUCAAAGGAACAACCUCGCGUCACCACUACGGACCGGAACAAAGCAGCUUUCUAAAUAUCGAAUUGAUAUCGGAAAAAACGGCCGCCUACUGGUGCCGCAGUGUGACAGAACUAAAACGGGACUUCCCCGAUAAAAUCAUCAUAGCGAGCAUCAUGUGCUCGUAUAACGAAUCUGAUUGGACGGAUCUAUCGAGACUUGCAGAGGGCGCUGGAGCUGACGGCCUUGAACUCAAUCUGUCGUGUCCCCACGGCAUGGGUGAGUCCGGGAUGGGCCUGGCGUGUGGUCAAGAUCCCGUUCUGGUAGAGAACAUCUCCAAAUGGGUCCGGAGGGCCGUGAAGAUUCCAUUCUUCGUGAAACUCACCCCCAAUAUCACAGAUAUCACGGUGAUCGCGAGGGCCGCACACGCUGCAGGUGCAUCCGGGGUUUCCGCCAUUAAUACUGUCUCCGGGCUGAUGGGCCUUCAAGGGGAUGCCACCCCUUGGCCCGCCGUUGGCACGAAAAAACUCACGACUUACGGUGGAAUUUCCGGGAAUGCAACUAGACCGAUGGCUCUGCGCGCCAUUUCUGCGAUUGCGCAGACACUCCCGGGAUUCCCCAUCUUGGGCAUUGGGGGUGUGGAUUCCGCGGAGGUGGCGCUGCAGUUUCUGCACUGCGGUGCGUCCGUCGUGCAGGUCGGCAGUGCUAUACAGAAUCAAGAUUUUUCAUUAAUAGAUGAUUAUUUAACCGGACUUAAGGCCCUUUUGUAUCUGGAGGCGAAGGGUCUGCCAGGUUGGGACGGACAGAGUCCACCGACGAUGAAGCAUCAGAAGGGAAAGCCUGUUGCUCUGCAGCAUGCCCUCGGCAAACAUGUCCCGUACUUUGGGGAAUACCAGCUCAUGCGCUUGAAGGCACAAGCGGAACUUAAAGCCAAAUCUGAUCCAUUGGCGGGUGAUUCAAAUCAAGAUAACGACGUGGCGCGAAAUUCUGGGACGCCUGAAGGGAUUCCCACGAUUCGGGAAGUUAUUGGGAAGGGGCUGGGCCAUAUUGGGCCCUACAAGCGCCUGGAUAAUACCCAGCAGGUGGUGGCGCUAAUCGAUGACGACAUGUGCAUCAACUGCGGCAAGUGCUACAUGACCUGCGCUGAUUCCGGAUAUCAGGCCAUCGAGUUCGAUGCGGAUACCCAUAUUCCUAGGGUCAACGAUGACUGCACUGGCUGCACCCUCUGUCUCUCCGUCUGUCCCAUCAUUGAUUGCAUUACAAUGAUCCCGAAGACGAUUCCCCAUAUUGUGAGGCGAGGCGUGGCAACCACUAGCGAAAAUGGCAAUGUGCAACUGGCGUAUUGAUGAUAAUUAUCAAGUUUUUCAUUUUUUUUCUUAUAAAUUUAUUGAGUCUUGUAAUAAACAGCAAUUUAGAAAAUAA
Messenger RNA from Fopius arisanus, 3346 nucleotides. It is a transcript of the gene su(r), whose product is annotated as dihydropyrimidine dehydrogenase su(r). The transcript is spliced from 4 exons. Gene Ontology annotation, cellular component: cytoplasm; cytosol. The record is from RefSeq and is a predicted model, not a curated record. Gene Ontology annotation, biological process: 'de novo' pyrimidine nucleobase biosynthetic process; thymine catabolic process; uracil catabolic process. Lineage: Eukaryota; Metazoa; Arthropoda; Insecta; Hymenoptera; Braconidae. Bases 187 to 3270 code for a protein of 1027 amino acids. Gene Ontology annotation, molecular function: iron-sulfur cluster binding; uracil binding; NADP binding.